CUAUACUACAAGCAAACUAAUAAGACUCUCGUGGCUUUCUACUAACAUUACAUUCCCUCGCAUUUUAGUCAUGGCCACAAGUUGCUCCUACAUGGUCUCAACCAAGUUAUCCAUGUUGGGUUGGACUGGAGGAAGAAGAGAAGUGAGAAGCAGGAGAGCAUUUUUCGUUUCAGCUCAACAACAAUCUGAUGUUGAGGAAGCAGAGAAAGUGAAGGUGCAAGAAGAACAAGUUGAAAGUCAGCAACCGAAGCCAAAAGGAACAAUUCCAAGGCCAGUGGAACCUCAGCGGAAUGUAAAAAGCAAAAACAUGAUCAGGGAAUAUGGAGGACAGUGGUUGAGCAGUGUCACUCGCCAUGUGAGGAUCUAUGCUGCGUAUAUCGACCCUGAAACUAGUGCAUUUGAUCAGACCCAAAUGGAUAAGCUCACCAUUAUUCUUGAUCCUAGUGAUGAGUUUGUGUGGAAUCCUGAGACCUGCAACAUGGUUUAUUCUUACUUUCAGGAGCUUGUGGAUCACUACGAGGGUGCUCCAUUGACAGAAUACACACUUCGCCUGAUUGGUUCGGACAUAGAGCACUAUAUAAGAAAACUGUUAUAUGAUGGAGUGAUCAAGUAUAACAUGGAUGCAAGGGUUCUGAAUUUCAGCAUGGGCAAGCCACGGAUCAUGUUCAACAACGAUACCCAACCUGAAGAUACAGAGAAAUAAUAUGUGAAAUACAUCAACAAAAGUUAAAUAAUCAUUUGUGUUGCAUAUGAUUGUGCAAAUGUUAUUACAAUGACUAGUUGUUUGUAAAUUAAAAGAAAAAAAAAAUCUCUGGUCCAACAUUAGAAUUUUUUGGAUUUGAGUAAAAUUAAUUCGAAACUAAAUAUUAUUACAGUCCAUACUCCAUAAUAUAGCUUCUGUUCCCUGGUUG
This is a messenger RNA of Abrus precatorius (Indian licorice), 911 nucleotides long. RefSeq names its product NAD(P)H-quinone oxidoreductase subunit M, chloroplastic. The transcript is spliced from 2 exons. The record is from RefSeq and is a predicted model, not a curated record. Lineage: Eukaryota; Viridiplantae; Streptophyta; Magnoliopsida; Fabales; Fabaceae. Gene Ontology annotation, molecular function: oxidoreductase activity, acting on NAD(P)H, quinone or similar compound as acceptor. Bases 71 to 703 code for a protein of 210 amino acids.